UUGUCGCGUAUGUGGUCGUUGAACUAUCAAACGAAGACAUCUUGAUCGUUUUCGGGGUGCCUAUCAAAUCGAAAGUUAAGAAAUAGAUGAACACGAUAGAGUGUUUUCAUUUCGUCUAGACUUGAGCUGCACUAGAAUUUCGGGGCAGCAUGAACAUUUGAUACGACAAUGUCCGAAGCGAAUAUAUCUUUCCUAUACGAUUUCGAGUCGAAAGAGUUCUGUCUCCAAUUUCAGCGCCGAACCUAUGCUAAAGCCUACCAGGCCCUGAAUACGGAGGCACGAAUUCUUGCGGAAACGCCAUAUGAUGUCUGGCUUCCCUGUGCUCAAGGCUUGGUAUGUGUGCGAAGCUGUUCUCGUGGUAUGGCAGUGGUGUUCGAGUCACAGAGCGCCGCUGAAGAGUGGCAGAAGCAGACUAUUCUAGGUUCUUUGGUAAAAUUUGGCAAAGAGAUAGGGGUUUGCUUUGAGCGUGAUUGGAACUUAGUUGAUUUAAAGAACAAGAUUGGCAUUUGGGAUGAUAGCCUACCAAAACCGAAGCCAGCGCAUAUAAAAGUGGUUAAAGGACCACCUGCAGUUCAUAGACGGAGAAUUCGUGUCGAAACACAAAAUUAUUCAGGACCUCACCCAGGCUAAUGGUUAUAGGUAUUUUACAUGAGCGGAAAGGGGGGGGGGGGGUUAUUUGAUUUGGUUACAGUAAAGGUGUGGAUGUAAUUAGGUACAUACCUAAGGUACCUUAUCCGCAUCGUGGAGCCACCCUGCCGGGU
Molecule: messenger RNA, 761 nt
Organism: Daldinia caldariorum
Lineage: Eukaryota; Fungi; Ascomycota; Sordariomycetes; Xylariales; Hypoxylaceae
Exons: 2
Coding region: 169-630 (153 amino acids)
Source: RefSeq, a predicted model, not a curated record